This is a messenger RNA of Tauraco erythrolophus (red-crested turaco), 1314 nucleotides long. The record is from RefSeq and is a predicted model, not a curated record. Lineage: Eukaryota; Metazoa; Chordata; Aves; Musophagiformes; Musophagidae.
AUGUUGUCCCGACUAAGAGUAGCGGCCGCUCCCUGUGCGAUGGCGUGUCGCCGUGCGCACACGAAAGAAAAAGGCAAGCCACUGAUGCUAAACCCACGAACAAACAAGGGUAUGGCCUUUACGUUACAUGAGCGACAGAUGCUUGGGUUGCAAGGACUUCUGCCUCCUAAAAUAGAGACACAAGACAUUCAAGCCUUACGCUUCCAUAAGAAUUUGGCAAAAAUGACUGACCCCUUGGAAAAGUAUAUCUACAUAAUGGGAAUCCAAGAGAGAAAUGAAAAAUUGUUCUACAGGGUAUUACAAGAUGAUAUCGAGCGGUUAAUGCCAAUUGUAUACACACCAACAGUAGGCCUUGCCUGCUCCCAGUACGGACACAUCUUCAGAAGACCAAAAGGACUGUUUAUUUCUAUCUCAGACAGAGGCCAUAUCAGGUCAAUUGUGAACAACUGGCCAGAGAAUGACGUUAAGGCUGUUGUCGUCACUGACGGAGAAAGAAUAUUGGGUCUUGGAGACCUAGGUGUGUAUGGGAUGGGAAUUCCAGUAGGAAAACUUUGUUUGUAUACAGCCUGUGCAGGAAUACAUCCAGAUAAAUGCUUGCCUGUGUGCAUCGAUGUUGGAACUGAUAAUACCACACUCCUAAAAGAUCCAUUUUAUAUGGGUCUGUACCAAAAAAGAGAUCGCUCGCAGGUCUAUGAUGACCUAAUUGAUGAAUUUAUGGAAGCCAUUACAGACAGGUAUGGCCAGAACACACUUAUCCAAUUUGAAGACUUUGGAAACCACAACGCUUUUCGUUUUUUAAGAAAAUACAGAGAGAAAUAUUGUACCUUCAACGACGAUAUUCAAGGGACAGCUUCAGUGGCCUUGGCAGGACUGCUGGCAGCACAGAAAGCCACUGGUAAACCACUGGCAGAGCAGAAGGUGCUGUUCCUUGGAGCAGGAGAGGCUGCCCUGGGAAUUGCAAACCUCAUUGUUAUGGCUAUGGUAGAAAGCGGCGUUUCUGCGGAUGAAGCCUACAGGAGAAUAUGGAUGUUCGACAAAUACGGCUUACUGGUUCAGGACCGAGAACAAAAGGUAGAUUCCAAUCAAGAACCAUUCACGCAUCGGGCUCCAGAGCAGAUACCAAAGUCUUUCGUAGAGGCAGUGAACAUACUUCGGCCUUCAGCUAUCAUUGGAGUUGCGGGAGCUGGGCGGCUCUUCUCUGAGGAUGUGAUCAAAGCAAUGGCCUCUAUCAACGAGCGACCCAUAAUAUUUGCCCUCAGCAAUCCCACAGCGAAAGCUGAAUGCACAGCGGAGGAAGCGUAUACGCUUACAGAG